CCCACCCGUGGCCAUUGGCCGUCCACUGCAAGCCUAUCGGAUUGGCGCGAGAGCACCAUUGCCGAAGAGUGGGAGAGUCACUCAAAUCAAUAGAGAGAGAAGCCUCUUGUUCUCUUUGCUCUGUAGUCUGUACUGCGUUUUGUGGUGAUUGUGGUGCUGGUGCUUGGGCUGCUGGUGGUGAUGGAGCACACCUCUAGGAAGAAGGCUUUGCUCGUCCUCUUCAUGUUCUCCUGCCUCCUCCUUCCCCUGGCUUCCUCCGCCGCGCCUCUGUCCAGAACCAUGUCCUUGGCGAACCACCGGCUCCCGGACCCUGCCGAUGGGGAGGUCCCUUCUCAGGGUGCUGAGCGAAACCUCGGCGAGGUGGCGGCGAGGAUGGACAUCGAGGUCAACGACUACCCUGGGUCCGGCGCCAACAACCGCCACGAACCCAGGAGCCCGGGCAGAGCUUGAAAGCCUCUGCGCGUCUCGGGGAGGAAGAAGAAGAAGAUAAAGAGAGCAUGGGGUUUUGAGGGUUUCGAUCGAUAGUAGGACUACAUCUAGCUAGCUAUAAACUGUAGAGGUUAACGAGUCUUGUCCGGUAGUUACGCCGUCUCGUCUCGGUGGCGAUGGAUCGAGCUUUGAGCUAGCGUAUCAGGGCCGGGUCCUCGCCGGCGUCACGCGCCCACUGUCAGGUCGAUCGAGUGGACAGAGCUAGUCGAUCUCUCUGGCUGCACCUCUCGAUCUCGACUGAAGAGAAAGAAGUUUUCAAGUCUUUCUACGUGUAUAAGCAUGCGUUCGUGUAAGUCUCAAGUCGGUGUCUGUGACUCUGUUUGGCAGUGUAGAGUAAUGUUUGUUUUCGCGCUAUACUUGAUGUCAACGGCACAUCUACUGGCUACAUGCUGGGGC
Molecule: messenger RNA, 885 nt
Organism: Panicum hallii
Lineage: Eukaryota; Viridiplantae; Streptophyta; Magnoliopsida; Poales; Poaceae
Exons: 3
Coding region: 181-450 (89 amino acids)
Source: RefSeq, a predicted model, not a curated record